Cherax quadricarinatus is the source of this 1270-nucleotide messenger RNA. RefSeq names its product integumentary mucin C.1-like. Gene Ontology annotation, molecular function: chitin binding. Lineage: Eukaryota; Metazoa; Arthropoda; Malacostraca; Decapoda; Parastacidae. Gene Ontology annotation, cellular component: extracellular region. The record is from RefSeq and is a predicted model, not a curated record.
CACAACCUGAACGACAGUGUUAACACCUGCAAGUGCUCUAGGUGCCGGACGUAAUAAAAGUUGCUCUCACUAACCGAAAAAAUUUUUGUUUGCAGGAGCCAUCACUAGACUUUGUACCCUCAUCCUCCUGCUUGGUAACUGCUACAAGUAAUAUACUACUAUUAAAACCACCAUGAAGCAUAAUUCAACCUCCCUUUUCAUCAGUGUUGUUGUGCUCUCAGUACUAGUGUACACUUGUAUAGGUGAGACGUGUCGCAGGGAUAUAAUGUGUGAACGCCUUGGUUGUAUAGUCGACAAUGUAACUGGUGAAGCAGGCUUCUGCACAGAUCUUGGCCCUCACCGUAUCUGUGCAGGCGUUGAUAUUGAUGGAAACAGCUUAACUACAACCACUCUUGAUCCAGAAGCAAAUACCAUCACCACCACAACUCCCAGUGAUACCAUUACCUCCACUACCACCACUCCCACUGCUACCAUUACCAACCCUACCACCACUCCCAGCGCUACCAUUACCAACCCUACCACCACUCCCAGAGCUACCAUUACCAACCCUACCACCAAUCCCAGCGCUACCAUUACCAACCCUACCACCACUCCCAGCGCUACCAAUACUGCUCGUGCCACCUCACCCACUCCUACUAUUUAUGCUCCUACUAUCACUCCCACUUCUACUAAUGCCGUUCCUACCACCACCAUCAAUCCUACCGCCACCACCACUACUACUACUACUACCACCACCACCACCACCACCACUCCUACCACCACCACCACUCCUACCACCACCACCACUCCUACCACCACCACUACCACGCCUAGGUGCAAGGUUGCAACGUGUUUUAAUAAAGCAGUAGGAGUGUAUGCCUACCCUGAGUGUAAGUGUAACAAGUACUACACUUGUAAGAAAUCUGCGUCAGGCAAGCUUAUCCUCCGUAAGUACACUUGUACUGGUGGUAAAGUGUUCAAUAAAAACACUUACUCUUGCGUAACUAACAAGCUUGUCUGCCCAUAUGCUCUGGCUUGAUCCUGUGUUAUACUUUUCCAUCUCUACAAUGGUUUCUCCACUUCUAUCUAGUGAUUUAUUACCUUAUUAGAGAAGGAUAAAUGGUGCCUAUGAUAAUACUAAUGUAUCCCUUGUUCGUUUUUCAAUAUUUUAUUUUCAUUAUAGGGAGCAAAACUGCAUAUAAUAAUACUGAAGAAUAUGAUGAAACAAAGACUAUGUAACGUGAGCACAACAUACCCGUGUUGAUACUUAUAUGUUUCACCAAUAAAGACU